Miniopterus natalensis is the source of this 2038-nucleotide messenger RNA. It is a transcript of the gene EOGT, whose product is annotated as EGF domain specific O-linked N-acetylglucosamine transferase. Gene Ontology annotation, molecular function: protein O-acetylglucosaminyltransferase activity. The record is from RefSeq and is a predicted model, not a curated record. Gene Ontology annotation, cellular component: endoplasmic reticulum lumen. Lineage: Eukaryota; Metazoa; Chordata; Mammalia; Chiroptera; Miniopteridae.
GUUUGGAGGUUGCUAUGUUAGUGCUGCUUGUCUUUGGAAUAUUGCUUCAUGACAUCCCACUGAGCAGCCAGCAUGAGGCCUCUCCCCCGGCCCGCAGCGGCCCCGGCCCCGGCCCCCGCGAGCCUCUCUUUGACUACGGCAGCAUCCGCCUGCCUGAGGAGCACAUCCCCUUCUUCUUGCACAGCAACGGGCACAUUGCCAAGGCCUGUGAGGAAGACCCGCUCUGCCCUUACAAGAAACACUUAGGAAAUCUGAAGUACUGCUGGGGUUAUGAGGAGUCCUGCAGACCAGAGUUCAGGUUUAGUUACCCCGUUUGCACCUACGUGGACAUGGGAUGGACGGACACCCUGGAGUCAGCUCAGGACACGUUCUGGACCCAGGCGGACUUCGGCUACGCGGCAGAGCGCCUGCGGGAGCUGCGUGUGCUCUGCCGGCCGGAGCAGCCGAAUGACUCGAGUCUGGUAUGUUCCCGUUACCUUCAGCAUUGCAGAGCAACCAAUCUCUAUCUUGACUUAAGAAACAUCAAGAGAAACCAUGACAGAUUUAAGGAAGAUUUUUUCCAGACUGGUGAGAUUGGAGGACACUGUAAACUGGACACUCGAACAUUGAUGUCUGAAGGUCAGCGCAAAAGCCCUCUGCAGUCUUGGUUUGCUGAGCUCCAGAGCUAUACUCAGCUUAACUUCAGACCUAUAGAAGAUGCUGAGUGUGACGUUGUUGUUGAAAAACCAGCCUACUUCAUGAAAUUGGAUGCAGGUGUUAACAUGUAUCACCACUUCUGUGACUUCCUCAACCUCUACCUCACCCAGCACGUCAACAACUCCUUCAGCACGGACGUGUACGUCGUGAUGUGGGACACGAGCUCCUAUGGAUACGGCGACCUGUUCUCUGACACGUGGAAGGCAUUCACUGAUUAUGACGUGAUACAUCUGAAAACCUACGAUUCCAAAAGGGUGUGUUUUAAAGACGCAGUUUUUUCCCUGCUCCCCCGGAUGAGAUACGGGCUGUUCUAUAAUACCCCUCUGAUCUCUGGCUGUCACGGUACCGGCUUGUUCAGGGCGUUUUCCCAGCAUGUCCUGCACAGACUGAACAUCACGCAGGAGGGACCCAAGGGUGGAAAAAUUAGAGUCACCAUCCUUGCACGGAGCACAGAAUACCGGAAAAUACUAAACCAAAAUGAGCUCAUGAACGCACUGAAAACAGUGUCUACAUUUGACGUCCAGAUUGUGGAUUACAAGUAUAAGGAACUUGGGUUCUUAGAUCAGCUAAGGAUCACCCACAACACGGACAUAUUUAUUGGAAUGCACGGAGCUGGUCUUACCCACUUACUUUUCCUUCCCGACUGGGCUGCUGUAUUUGAACUGUACAACUGUGGCGAUGAGCGUUGCUACCUGGACCUGGCCAGGCUCCGAGGCGUCCACUACAUCACUUGGCGAAGAAAGAACAAAGUCUUCCCUCAAGAUAAGGGCCACCACCCCACUCUGGGGGAACAUCCAAAGUUUACCAACUACUCUUUCGAUGUGGAAGAAUUCAUGUACCUGGUUCUGCAGGCCGCAGAUCACGUAUUGCAACACCCACAGUGGCCAUUCAGGAGCAGACGUGAUGAGCUGUGAGUGCUGGGUCUGACUGCAGGAAGGCUGUUCGAACCCCCACCCCUCCUGGCGCUGUCAGUAAGAGAGCUGGUGCUUCUCCGCCCCUGUGAUCUGUUCCCACCAGGCAGGGCCCCGGUUUCACUGUGGGCUCCUGCUGGUCCCUGAGAUCUUUGUGUCACUGCUGUUUAUCUGGACACUCUUGUGCACUGAAAACUUUCUGCCGCCUGAAAACUGGCCUCGCUGACUGAUUGAGCUUUCUUCGGAGGGAUACCAGAGCACUCAACUUCCUCAGCUUCAGAGUUUGCAAAUGUUUCUGUGGAGUACCCAGGGGAUCGUUCAUUCUAGAGGCUUCCAACGAGCUAUGAUGUAUGCGAGUAAAUUCACAGCGGCUUUUAUUUGUCACAAGUUACUCAUAGCACUGUUUGUGGUAGGAGGGGAAAAUACGUACC